This is a messenger RNA of Magnolia sinica, 8830 nucleotides long. RefSeq lists its product as uncharacterized. Gene Ontology annotation, molecular function: RNA-DNA hybrid ribonuclease activity; ATP binding; nucleic acid binding. The transcript has 69 exons. The record is from RefSeq and is a predicted model, not a curated record. Gene Ontology annotation, biological process: protein phosphorylation. Lineage: Eukaryota; Viridiplantae; Streptophyta; Magnoliopsida; Magnoliales; Magnoliaceae. Bases 64 to 8676 code for a protein of 2870 amino acids.
CAUCUAUAUAUUAAAGGAUUCUGGGAUUUUAAGUUCUAUAGCUACGGUACGUCUGUGCCUGGAAUGAUGAAAAGGUCCAUGCCAAAAUCUCCAUCUCAUACACUGCUUGCCUUUUGCUUCUGGUGCAUACGCCUCUUGUGUUUGGUGGAGAGAUGCAAAGCUAAAGAUGCAGCUAAUGCUACAACAGACCCAGAUGAAGCGAGAGCUCUUAAUGCCAUUUUCCAAAAAUGGGGUCUUUCUGCUACUGAUGAAUGGAACAUAAGUGGAGACCCAUGUAGUGGGACUGCCGUUGAUUCAUCAACAAUCAGCAACCCUGGGAUCAAAUGUGAUUGCCAAUCCAACGGUGGAGGCACCUGCCAUAUAAUCGAAAUGAAAGUAUAUUAUCAGGAGGUGAAAGGGGCAAUUCCAGAAGAGUUCUCAAACCUGACAUUGCUGACAAAACUGAAUGUGGCAUACAAUAAAAUAGAGGGUUUCCUGCCAUCAUUUAUCGGCAAUUUUAGGCACCUGCGCUACCUGGAUGUAGGCAGCAAUAGCUUCCAUGGUUCACUCCCACCUGAGAUGGGGAAUUUGCCAAGUUUACAGUACUUGGAUACGUGGAGUGCUGGCUUCAAGGGUUUGCUCCCACCUGAGCUGGGGAAUCUGUCAAGUCUGCAAUAUCUGGAUAUAAGCUCCAAUGGCUUCAACGGUUUGCUCCCACCUGAGCUGGGGAAUCUGUCAAGUCUGCAAUAUAUGGAUAUAAGCUCCAAUGGCUUCAGCGGCUUGCUCCCACCUGAACUGGGGAAUUUGUCAAGUCUGCAAAUGAUGGAUAUAAACCUCAAUGGCUUCAACGGUUUGCUUCCACCUGAGCUAGGGAAUUUGUCAAGUCUGCAAAAACUAUAUAUCAGUAGCAGCGGGCUAGGUGGUGAAAUUCCUUCAACAUUUGCUAACUUGAGAAACAUGGAAAUCUUGGAGGCAAUUGAUAGCCAGUUGACAAAGAUACCUAAUUUCAUUGGGAAUUGGACUCUUACGGAAUUGUAUGUGUCAGAUAAUUCCAUAACGGGUCCCUUGCCAGCAUUCAUCGGCAACAUAACGAGCAUGCUGUACUUUGACGCUAGCAUGAAUGCCAUAUCAGGGAGCACCCCUAAAAAGCUGGGAAACCUUCGGAAUCUAAUCUCCUUGAAUAUAGGCUCAAACAACUUCACUGGUUCGCUCCCACCUGAGCUGGGGAAUUUGACAAGUCUGCAAAAACUGGAUAUAAGCUCAAACAACUUCAAUGAUUCGCUCCCACCUGAGCUGGGGAAUUUGACAAGUCUGCAAGAACUAUACAUUGAUAGCUGUGGGCUAAGUGGCCAGAUUCCUUCAACAUUUGCCCACUUGAGAAAACUGAAUAUCUUGUCGGCAUCUGAUAACAACUUCACAGGAAUAAUACCUGAUUUCAUUGGGAGUUGGGAUCUCACUGAUUUGAGUAUGCAAGGCAAUGCUUUUGAGGGUCCCAUACCAUCGAGUUUUUCUAAUUUGAUUUCACUGAAAUAUCUGCGGAUAAGUGAUGUGUCUAAUGGGAGCUCCUCGUUGAAUUUUAUUGAGAAUAUGACGUCUUUAUCUAUCUUAGUCCUAAGAAACAAUAUGCUUUUUGGUACUAUCCCGUCCACCAUUGGAAAACAUCAAUCAUUGAAGCAUAUGGAUUUGAGCUUUAACAAUUUAAGUGGCCCAAUUCCGGCGUCUCUCUUCAAUAUAAGUUCACUUGCUAACUUGUUUCUUGGAAACAACAACUUAUUCGGUACACUGCCAUCCCAAAAAGGCAAUACACUUCUUAAUAUAGAUUUAUCAUACAAUAAUUUAUCAGGAAGCUUUCCAUCUUGGGUUUCAGAAGAAGACUUAAACUUGAACUUGGUAACUAAUAAUUUCAUAUUUGAUGAUUUUAACCGCAGUGGUUUGCCCUUAAGCUUGAAUUGUCUUCAGCGAAGCUUUCCAUGCCAUCAGAAAUCUCCAAUCCAGUCUUCGUUCGCGAUAAGGUGCGGUGGACCCUCGAUGAAAAUUAACGACACAGAGUAUGAGGGGGACUAUGAACAACUGGGCCCAUCAACCUAUAAGGUGGCCAGCACAGAGAAGUGGGCCGUCAGCAAUGUAGGAAUAUUUGCUGCACGCAGCAACGGAGAAGACAUGUUUAAAGGCAGCAACAGCAUAUAUAACAGGCACACUGAGGGUGUAUUUCCGAAUACAACAGACUCGGAGCUAUUCCAAUACGCAAGGGUCUCACCGGGAUCGCUGAGAUAUUAUGGUCUGGGGCUUGAAAACGGGAACUACACUGUAAAUCUGAAAUUCGCAGAGACGGAAUUUCCAGAUUCGAAAACUUGGGAGAGCGUUGGAAAGCGUGUUUUCGAUAUUUAUCUUCAGGGAAAUCUGGCAUGGAAAGACUUUGAUAUAAAAAAAGAAGCAGGAAUUGCCUUCAAAGGCAUUGAGAAGAAACAGUGGGUUAUGGUAUAUGAACAUAUUCUUGAAAUUCAUCUUCUUUGGGCUGGAAAGGGGACUUGCUGUAUACCUUCUGAGGGCACUUAUGGACCCUCCAUCUCGGCCAUCCAUGUUACUCCUAAUUUCGAACCGACUGUCAGGACUCGACGAAAGAAGAACAAGACUGCUUUGGCUGUUGAAAUUUUGGCUUCUAUUUUUCUGAGCAUUGUAUCUGUUUUUGUAUUUUUUAUUUGGAGGAGGAGUAAAAGGUUGAGUGCUGAUAAAGCUGAAGAGUUUCUAGGAAUGGGUCCCAAACCAAACACUUUCAGUUACGGGGAACUGAAGACCGCCACCAAAGACUUCAGUCCAGCAAAUAAGCUGGGACAGGGAGGAUUCGGGCCCGUUUUUAAGGGCACAUUGCUAGACGGGCAAACAGUGGCUGUGAAGCAACUUUUGGUGGCAUCUCCCCAAGGAAAGAGUCAGCUUCUAGCAGAGAUUGCAACUAUAUCUGCCGUCCAACAUCGGAACCUCGUGAAGUUGCACGGAUGCUGCAUUGAGGGAGCAAAUCAGCUCCUUGUUUAUGAGUAUUUGGAAAACAAGAGCCUUGAUCAAGCACUCUUCGGAAAUAGUAACUUGCAUCUAGAUUGGCAUACCCGCUUUAAGAUAUGCUUGGGGACGGCAAGAGGUCUUGCUUACCUUCACGAGGAAUCCAGGCCACGCAUUGUUCACAGGGAUAUCAAAGCCAGUAAUAUUCUGCUUGAUGCGGAUCUCAAUCCAAAGAUAUCAGAUUUUGGUUUGGCCAAGCUCUAUGAUGACGAGAUGACCCACAUGAGUACACGCGUGGCAGGGACAAUCGGCUAUCUUGCACCGGAGUACGCCAUGCGUGGACAUCUAACGGAGAAGGCUGAUGUAUUUGGAUUUGGAGUCCUUACUCUGGAGAUUGUAAGCGGAAGGCCAAACACAUGCCAGAACGUGGAUUUGGAGAAGAUGUAUCUUCUUGAAUGGGCUUGGCAUCUCCAUGAAAACAACCACGCAUUGGAACUGGUCGAUCCAAAAUUAUCCAAUUUUGAUGAAGGAGAAGUAGCUCGGAUGAUCAGAAUUGCUCUUCUAUGCAUCCAGGCAUUGCCAUCGUUACGCCCACCCAUGUCACGGGUGGUGAACAUGCUGCUGGGAGAAAUUGAAGUGGGCGCCGUCUCGUCGAAGCCAGGCUACUUAACCGGAUUGCCAUCCAAUGAUACAGGCAGUUUCAUGAGUGAUGAUAUUUCGAGAGCAUCAGCUAGUUUAACCAUCACCAGCCAACAGUUCUCAUUGUCGUAUGAGAGCUGCUCAUCCCUGGGCGCCACUAAGCCAAUGCUGCAUGAGGAUAUCGGAGAUGGACGAGGACCUGAGAAUUCCAGCAUGACAACUCCCAAGCCCUUCCGCUUUGAACUUGCGAGGCUGGAAGUGGACGGUUUUGCAGAUACUGUUAGAAAAUGGUGGCAGUCCUUAAUUGUUUCAGGAACAGCUGGGUUUUUUCUGUCUCAAAAACUCAAGCUCCUCAAAGGAAAACUAAAUGCUUGGAAGGAGUUUCUAUCCAAAAGAUCAGUAAUGGCAGAUAGCAUUAUUUCUGAAUUAAACGAGAUAGAUAUUAAGGAGGAAGGGGUUGUCUUAUCUGUAGAAGAUCGAAUACUUAGGAAGGUUGAGAAGGAUGAUUUUUUCUGGUGGGAAAAAGAAGUGAAUAUGAAAGUUGAUUUAGCUGACAUUUCUCAAAGAACUGCUGCAAUUGUAGGCUCUCGAAUAAUCGAGCUAGAAAAGGAGUUAAAGAGGCAAAUUAGUGAAACAAAUCUGCUCGAGAGAUGGAAAGAGAUCAUUGCAGAGUUCAAGGGACUGCUUUCAUCUCUCCCCAAGGAUAUGGAUGUAACUGCGUUGGGAAUGCUAUCGAGUAGAUCUGCUGAACAGGUUGCUGAAAUACAGAAACUGCAGGCUGUGUCUGUCGCAUGUAUGCUCUCACCUGUUUUGAUGGCCCUCUCAGUUGAAUCUAGACUGAAUCAGUGGUGGGCGGCUGACCCAGGUGGUAGAAAUCAGGCGCAGAAAAUGAUCAUUCCAAAUCUCAUCCUCUGGGAGAUUUGGAUGGCUAGAAACACCAUGAAGAUGGGGGGUAAAUCGGCCUCAAGUGGGGCUACAAUAGCUCGGAUUAACUGGUGGAUAUCCUCCAUUUUUGUUGAACGGUCAUCCAUCCCUCACAACGUGAGGUUUGACGUGAUCAAAUGGUCGAAACCCCCUGUGGGCUGGGCCAAGCUCAAUCUGGACGGAUCGGCCAGAGGUAACCCGGGACCGGCUGGUGGUGGUGGGAUUUGCAGAGACUCCAAUGGUGACCUGCUUUUCGCAUUUUCAAUUGGGUUCGGGAUUGAUUUGAGUAACAGGGCGGAGCUGCGGUCUGUAUGGAACGGGCUUUCGAUUUGCUUGAGUAGGGGUCUGUCUAGAGCGGAAGUAGAAUCAGACUCCAGAUUAGUGAUUAACCUCAUCUCAGGGUCCUCCGUCCCUUCUUGGCCUUGGCAUCAUGGGCGUAGGAGAAUCACUGAUCUCAUCAACAGAGGAUCCUUCCUUUUUUGUCAUAUCCCAAGGGAGGCAAAUGCCCCGGCGGAUGGGCUGGCGCGUCUAGGCAGUGGCUCCCAAGGGCACUUUUUCUUCUCUGGCCUGAAUGAGCUCCCUAUUCUCAAUUUGAACCAGUCACGGCCUGUUAUAGGAUGCGGGUGGCAAAAGACCGGUGCUCUCAUUAACCUCAGAACUUUCUACAUCGUGGGAAUUCCAACUAUUGUUCUCUUGGCUCUCGUCUUCCAUUUUGGAGGAAAGACUUUUGCCGGUGCUUCCUCAGAAAUACCAGCGGCCAUCAAAAGCAUCGGUAAAGUCAGAAUGAGCGUCGGAAAAGGAUAUACAAUUGCCGACGCUCAGACAAGUGCUGGUAAAAUGAGAGCUUUUAAUGCCAUUUUCCAACAAUGGAAUCUUUCUGCUUCUGAUGAAUGGAACAUAAGCGGAGAGCCAUGCAGCGGGAUCGCCGUUGAUUCAUCAACUAUCAGCAACCCUGGGAUCAAAUGUAAUUGCUCAUCCAACGGUGGAUCCACCUGCCACAUUACCCAAAUGUACCAAACUGCAAGGGUUGCAGCUGAGAGGGGUAAUUCCGGAAGAGCUCCGAAGCCUGACUUUCCUCACGGAUCUGGAUUUGUCACAAAAUUUCAUAACGGGUCGAUUGCCAGCAUUUAUCGGCAGUUUGACGUCCAUUCGCUCCUUUUGGGUAAUCUGCCAAGUCUACAGAAACUGAACAUAAGCCACAAUAGCUACGCUGCAGAGCUCCCACCUGAGCUGGGGAAUUUGUUUAGGCUGCAACAGCUGGAUAUAAGCCACAAUAACUACUCUGGUUGGCUCCCACCUCAGUUGGGGAAUUUGUCAAGUCUGCAGCAAUUGGUUAUAAGCUACAAUUACUUCGCUAAUGAACUCCCACCUGAGCUAGGGAAAUUGGCAAGUCUGCAACAAUUGGAUAUAAGCCACAAUAACUUUGCUAAUUGGCUCCCACCAGAGUUGGGGAAUUUGUCAAGUCUGCAACAACUGGAUAUAAGCUCCAAUAAUUUUAUUGGUUCGCUCCCACCUCAACUGCAGAGUUUAGAAAGUCUGCAACAAUUGAAUAUAAGCUACAAUAACUUCAACAAUUCACUCCCACUUGAACUGGGGAAGUUGGCAAGUCUGCGACUACUGGCUAUAAGUGCAAAUAACUUCUCUGGUUUGCUACCACCUGAGUUGGGGAAUUUGACAAGUCUGCAAGAACUAUACAUGGAUAGCAGUGGGCUGAGCGGCGGGAUUCCUUCAACGUUUGCUGACUUGAGAAACAUGAAGAUCUUGUGGGCAUCUGAUAACCAAUUCACAGGAAAGAUACCUGAUUUCAUUGGGAGUUGGAAUCUUACCAAUUUGAAUAUUCAAGGCAAUGCUUUUGAGGGUCCGCUACCAUCGAGUUUUUCUAAUUUGACCUCACUGACCGAUUUGCGGCUUAGUGAUGUGUCUAAUGGGAGCUCAUCGUUGAAUUUUAUUGAGAAUAUGACAUCUUUAACCAACUUAGUCCUAAGAAACAAUAUGCUUUCUGGUACUAUCCCAUCCACCAUUGGAAAACACCGAUUAUUGAUGCAGAUGGAUCUGAGCUUCAACAAUUUAAGCGGCCAAAUUCCAGACUCUCUCUUCAAUAUGAGUUCGCUUAUUUACUUGUUUCUUGGAAACAACAGCUUAUCUGGUGCACUGCCGUCCCAAAAAAGCAAUAAACUUCGUAAUGUAGAUUUAUCAUACAAUCAAUUAUCAGGAAGCUUUCCAUCUUGGGUUAUAGAAGAAGGCUUAAACUUGAACUUGGUGCUUAAUAAUUUCGCAGAUAGUUCUAACAGAACCAUCAGCAGUGGUUUGCCUUUAAUCUGGAAUUGUCUUCAGCGCAGCUUUCCAUGCCAUCGGAACCCUCCAAUCCAUUCUUCAUUUGCGAUCAGGUGUGGUGGGCCCACAAUGACAACUACUGAAACAGAGUAUGAAGCUGACAUUGCAAUUCUGGGCCCAGCAUCCUAUAAUGUGGCCAGCACAGAGAAGUGGGCCGUCAGCAAUGUUGGAAGGUUUAGUGAAGGCAGCAACACCAGCUAUUACAGGUACACUCAAGAAGAAUUUCCGAAUACAAUAGACUCGGGGCUGUUCCAAUACGCCAGGCUAUCACCAGGAUCACUGAGAUAUUAUGGUCUGGGGCUCGAAAACGGGAACUACACUGUAAAUCUGAGAUUCGCAGAGACGGAAUUUUCACAAACUCGGGAAAGCGUUGGAAAACGCAUUUUUGAUAUUUACCUUCAGGGAAAAUUGGAAUGGAAAGAUUUCGAUAUAAAAAGGGAAGCAGGUGUUUCCUUCAGAGCCAUUGAGAAGGAACGAUGGGUUAUGGUAUCGGAAAGCGUUCUUGAAAUUCAUCUCCUUUGGGCUGGAAAGGGGACUUGCUGUAUACCUUCCCCGGGAACGUAUGGACCCACCAUAUCGGCCAUCCGUGUUACUCCCAAUUUCAAACCUACUGUUGGGACUUCACGAAAGAAGAACAAGACUGCUUUGGCUGUUGGAAUUUCGGUUUCUGCUGGAGUUCUAAGCAUUAUAUUUGUUUUAGUAGCUUUUAUUUGGAAGAGGAGUAAAAGGCUGAGUGUUGAUGAAGAUGAAGAGUUUUUAAGAAUGGGUCCCAGACCAAACACUUUCCGUUACGCAGAACUGAAGACCGCCACUGAAGACUUCAAUCCUGCAAAUAAGCUGGGUCAGGGUGGAUUUGGCCCCGUUUUUAAGGGCACAUUGCUAGAUGGGCGGAUAGUGGCUGUGAAACAACUCUCAGUAACAUCUCACCAAGGAAAGAAUCAGUUUGUAGCGGAGAUUGCUGCUAUAUCUGUUGUCCAACAACGAAACCUCGUGAAGUUGCACGGAUGCUGCAUCGAGGGAGCACAUCGGCUACUUGUUUAUGAGUAUCUGGAAAACAAGAGCCUGGAUCAAGCUCUCUUUGGAGAGAGUAAAUUGCAUCUGGAUUGGCAUACCCGCUUCGAGAUAUGCUUGGGGACAGCAAGAGGUCUCGCUUACCUUCACGAGGAAUCCAGUCCUCGCAUUGUUCACAGGGAUGUCAAAGCCAGUAAUAUUCUGCUCAACGCAUAUCUAAAUCCAAAGAUAUCAGAUUUUGGUUUGGCUAAGCUCUAUGAUGACAAGAUGACCCACAUCAGUACAGGCGUCGCAGGGACAAUCGGCUACCUUGCACCGGAGUAUGCCAUGCGUGGACAUCUGACAGAGAAGGUUGAUGUAUUUGCAUUUGGAGUUGUUGCUCUGGAGAUUGUAAGUGGAAGGCCAAACACAUACCAGGACGUGGAUCCGGAGAAGUUGUAUCUCCUUGAAUGGGCUUGGUAUCUCCAUGAAAACGACCGCGCAUUGGAACUGGUGGAUCCAACACUAUCAGAAUUCAAUGAAGGAGAAGUGUCUCGGAUGAUCGGCAUUGCUCUUCUAUGCAUCCAGGCAUCGCCAUCACUACGCCCAUCCAUGUCACGGGUGGUGAACAUGCUGUUGGGAGACAUUGAAGUGGGCACCGUCUCAUCGAAGCCUGGCUACUUAACUGGUUUGCCAUCUGAUGAUUCAGGCAGCUUCAUGAUUUAUGACACUUCGACAGUGUUGCUGAAUGCAAGCGGCUCACGCCAGGGUGCCACUGAGGCAAUGCUGCAUGAGGUUAUUGGAAAUGGACAGUGAUGAUUGAAAGUCUGUGCAGAGGAGUGGGCCCUCAAGAUCUGAGGGUCUACACACAAUAUGGUACCUCCACAAAGCCAACAUAUGAUAUUCAGACUUCUUCCCAUUUAUCAUCUAAAUCUUAGUUUAAACUUGAAUUUGUUAAAAAAUAAUUUAU